GUGAUUGGUCCACUCCGCUCACGUCUGCGUCAACCUGCCACAGCGGAAGUGAGGGCUUCAGAAGAAAUAGCUGCUAGUUUAAUAAGCAUGUUCGCUAUUAUAGUAUUGCUCAUUGUAAAUAUUUCCCACUAACAAAAAUGAAUGUUUUUACCUGCGUCGUGUUGUUUCUCGUAAGUGCCGCAGCUGCUAACAAAAGCGGGGACGAUGAGUGGGUGCAUCUGCCAAAUAAAUGUGAAGUGUGCAAAUUUGUGAGUAUUGAGAUGAAGUCUGCAUUUGAAGAGACUGGCAAAACAAAAGAAGUGAUUGAAACCAACUACCGAUUCUUGGAUGACAAAGGUGCACCGCCAAUCAAAUAUGUGAAAUCUGAUAUUCGUUUCAUAGAGGUGAUGGAGAACGUUUGCUCAAGGAUUAUGCAGUACAAUCUACACAAAGAGAGAGAUGGCAGCAAUCGUUUUGCAAAGGGUAUGUCUGAGACAUUCUCUACCUUACAUAACCUGGUUAAUAAAGGCGUGAAGGUGGUCAUGGACAUUCCCUAUGAACUGUGGAACGAGACCAGUGCAGAAGUAGCUGACCUCAAAAAACAGUGUGAUGUGAUGGUAGAGCAGUAUGAAGAAGUCAUCGAAGACUGGUAUAAAGGCAGCCAGGAGGAAGAUCUCACCACUUACCUGUGUGAAAAACAUGUGCUGAAAGGACAAGACACUGAAUGUCUUAAAGAGUCAUGGGCCGGGAAAAAGGGAGACAUGGCAGCUAUCGCGGAGGACAAGAAGAAAAAGAAGGGCAAAAAGAAGAAGGGUAAAGACAGUGAGGAUGGGCAGAAAAAGGAAAAGAAGGUGAAGAAGAAGAAGAAGAAGGAAAAGUCCAAGCUUCCCAAGAGUGAAACUAGCAAGCGGAAAACCGAAGAAGCUGGAUACACCUCAGAUGAGGAGGAGAUUCAAAAGAAAGUUCCUCUUAAUCAGGAGAAAACUGAACUCUGAUAUAGUUCUUUGCCCCCCUUUUUUGUUUGUUUUUUGAUGCUUGUCCCCUUGACAUCUAAAAUUACAACUGAUACCGAGAUGUACGUUGAGUUUUAGUCCAUUAGAAGAAGGUAAUAUUGAGGUCCUCAUUAUAGAUCAGGCAGAACGUGUCACUUGAAUGUUACAUGAACAGGAAGAAGCUAAAAUCAAACGCCAUUUCAGAUCCAAAAAUGGCAGCUACUGUAGACCAAUCAAAUCAGAGCUUGGAUUUAAACGUUUGCUUGUGUUUGUUCUCAUGCUGGUACAUGUUGGUACAAUAUUCCUUUCAGGAAGUGUUUUGAAUCAUUGAAGUUGGCAAGCCCUUGGAAUGGAUUCUGGAAAUCCUUCUCAUGGUUCUCAUUUCUAUUCCUCUCACUCUUUCCUAAAAUUUAGUUAAGGUCUUAUACCUGCUGUUACUUUUACUUGCCAUUUAUUUCAUCAUUAUAGAUCCCUCAUAGAUACCUUGGAGCUUUUUUUCAGUAUUAAUAUGAUUAGGUGGUACAAAUAAAAAUAAAAAUUAAAAAAUUGUACUUUUUUCUGUGUAAGAUAAUAUUUUUAUGUCAACAUUUUAUGUGAUGCAACAAAUGCUAAUAGUUUUUUUUUUGUGAUUCAACGUCCAUAAAAUGUGAUUUUUAUUAUAUAUCCCCACAAAUUUCCUUUUAUUAUUUUAUUUUAGAUGGAACGGUCUGAACUUGGCACCUCGUAAAGCCUCUAAAUUUCCCACAUUUUUCAUUUCAGUAAUGCAGAUAAUGGAAGAAACCCUGAGAAAGUAGGGACCUUUUCUUCUUUUUUUUAAAAUCCAAAUAUAGUUGUACCAUUUUUACUCGAUCUGUUUUUGCGUUUGCAGUGUUUAUGUACGUGAUGUCACUUACAGGGAAUGUUUGAGUUCGUUUUUUCUUAAUACUCUUCUGUACAGUAUUGUUUACUUCAACUGUUUAUCUGAUAUCAGGCUUCACUCUUUCCAAAAGCUGUAUGUCUGUAAGUGUGUGAGCUCCUGCAGGUGUUUGUAUGCCUAUUCAGAUUAGUGUUGUUUGGAGUGCGAUGUGGAGUGUGUAUGAAAGUUAUUGACCGGAGAUUGAACUGUAUAUGCAAAUGUUGUAAUGGGAGGAACAUGUGCGGGUUUUGUGUUUCUUGGCAGCAGCUCAUUAGCUGAGGCUUUUGAUAAGUGAGUUGUAAAUGACUGAUGAAUAAAAAAAAGUAAACCAACAACAAACAA
This is a messenger RNA of Ctenopharyngodon idella (grass carp), 2208 nucleotides long. RefSeq names its product canopy FGF signaling regulator 3 (gene cnpy3). The transcript is spliced from 6 exons. Bases 138 to 974 code for a protein of 278 amino acids. The record is from RefSeq and is a predicted model, not a curated record. Gene Ontology annotation, molecular function: signaling receptor binding. Gene Ontology annotation, cellular component: endomembrane system. Lineage: Eukaryota; Metazoa; Chordata; Actinopteri; Cypriniformes; Xenocyprididae.